Molecule: messenger RNA, 1258 nt
Organism: Chenopodium quinoa (quinoa)
Lineage: Eukaryota; Viridiplantae; Streptophyta; Magnoliopsida; Caryophyllales; Amaranthaceae
Product: translin-associated protein X-like
Exons: 7
Coding region: 127-981 (284 amino acids)
Cellular component (GO): nucleus; cytoplasm
Molecular function (GO): sequence-specific DNA binding; RNA endonuclease activity; RNA binding
Source: RefSeq, a predicted model, not a curated record
AAUCAAAUGACCAAAUUUGUUCAUUAGUAGAAAAAUUAGCACAAGUUGAUUUAAGCAAGAAUAUGAUGAAACAAGUUUUGGUAGCUAGAAAGGCAUGUGAAAGAACAAGUACCCAUUAACAGACACAUGUAUGCUGCUACUACAAUUCAGAAGCUAGCUCUAAUGGCUUCUAAACCCAAGUCUUCUCGCCUCCAUAACUUAGCAGGAGCCAGGUGGGAAAGUGUAGCAAAGAAGCCUAGGAUGAUGACAACUAACGCUUCUAUAAGUGACUCUUUCAGCAAGUAUGCUGAAUAUCUCAAUAACCUUAAUGAGAAGAGAGAAAGAGUGGUGAAAGCAAGCCGUGAUAUCACCAUGAACAGCAAAAAAGUUAUUUUUCAGGUGCACAGAAUUGGCAAACAUAACAAAGAUGAAGUACUAGAGAAGGCAGAGAAGGAUCUACAAGCUGUGAGGGAUCAGCAUGUCUCCCGACUUGUGAAAGAAUUGAAUGGGACUGACUUUUGGAAGCUGAGACGUGCAUACUCGCCUGGGGUACAAGAAUAUGUUGAAGCUGCAACAUUCUGCAAAUUCUGCCGAACUGGAACUCUUCUGAAUCUUGAUGAGAUUAAUGCUACUUUCUUACAUUUAUGUGAUUCUUCCAUUGAGCCUCUGCAGAUUAAUAUACUUGACUACCUUUUGGGGCUUGCAGACUUGACCGGAGAGCUAAUGAGGCUGGCUAUCAGCCGAAUAUCAGAUGGUGAACUUGACUUUGCUGACAAGAUAUGCAGAUUUGUACGUGAUUUACAUAGGGAGCUGACCAUUAUUGUCCCAAAUAUGGAUGAAAGCCAUGAUAUGAAAUUCAAAAUGGAGACAAUGCUUCAAAGUGUGAUGAAAAUAGAAAAUGCUUGCUUCAGUGUACAUGUGAGAGGAUCAGAGUAUAUACCAAUGCUUGGAGUAAAUGACCCUAGCUACACGCUGAUGGGAGUCCCGGAUAUGGAGCUGUAAACUACCGUCAAACUCUCCAGUUUCCCGUUCUGCAUACUGUAUGUGUCUUGUUCACUCUGGAGUCUUUCUAUAAUACUCUGGAGAUCACUUGAUGUUGACUAUGCUUGGUAAUGGGAAGUGAAUUUGUGGUCAGUUUUGUCAAUAGUGAUCUUUCGCUCUACAUGCAAAGUCAUUUUAGAAAUUACCUCUUAUCUGGAGAACAACAGCCCUAACAAUUUCAUUCACUAUGCUGCUUUGUUGAAGUAAUUUUACCGGUAUGAGGUUAACAUAUGCCUGA